UAUGGAUUAAGUGGAGAUGAUUUAUGAAGAAGAACAAUCUCCUCUACAUAUUAAACGAGAACUAGACAUAAAUAUACCUUAUAGAGUAUCAUUUCCAUCUUGCAAUAAUUAAUAACAGAAAGAUACUCCUAAAACUGCUAUAAGAAACAUUGAACAUCUAGAAUCUGAAGACUAAGGCAUUCCUACAGAAACCACUCCUAAAACAUAAAUAGAUGUUUCAUCCCCAAGAGUGCCUUUCUUAACGCAUUCUUAGAUUAUGGGUAUGAAUCAAGAUGAUGAUGAUAUGCAUUACUCCAAGUCAGUGUUUUAAAAUCCACUUUCUGAAAUACCAGAAGAAUAAACACCUAGUCAAUUAUAAAAUGUAAUCUAAAUAUAUACUCUAAUAAGCCAUCCAAACCUUUGAGUUAAGAUUUCAAUUUAGAUAAUAUGAGUAUGGUCAAUAGUUAACAACUUAAGUUUAGUAAAAAAUCGAUUGAUAAAGACAUGAUUGCUCGUCUUGAGCUAGAAAACAGUAAGUAAAAAGAAGAAGUAAAACUUAUUAAUAUUAUAAGUAUAAAGAAUAAAUUGUUAUAAUGGAUGCUAAAAUUAAAGAGUUGGAAAAAGAGAAUUUUAUUCUCAAAAAAAAAUGUAAUCAAGAAAAAGUUAAACAAAUUGAACUUUAACUUGAAACUGAAUAUAAAAUUACAACCUUGAAUGAAUAAUUGUAUGACUAAGAAGAAUUUUAUAAGAAAUAGAUUCUUUCAUAUAAGAAUGAUCUAAAUAAUGCCAAAUUCUAAAUCACUAUGCUAAAAUAAUAGUCAUCUUAAGAUCAAUUAUAACCAUAAUAGUAAUUAUCCAAAUCUCAAAUAACAUUAUAAUAACCAUACAUCAAUUAAUAACAAUCGAUUAAGUUACCUUAUCAUGUAUCAUUAUCUUAAUCUUUCACUGAAAUGAAUGCAAAAAAUUAAAAAGACUUGUAUUUGACUCAAACAUAAUAUGAGAGUGUUCAUUUAAAAAUUGUACAAAUUUUACGCCUUAUUGAUCAAUCCAUUGAUUUUAAUAAAAAAGACUUAUUUGAUUUGAUUCAACUCUUGCAAAACAAAAUCAAAAUGAUUCUCAAUAUGGAUGAAGAAGAAAAAAUAGAUGAACAUCGAACUUUAAUAUCCUACAUGAAGUCUGAAUUAGGAGAAAUCAAAUUACUCAGAGGAUAAUUAUCCAAAAUUUAUCUUGAUUAUGAAUAAUUUAUAAAUAGAAAACAAAUUGAUUCUUCAGUAGAUUAAAAAAUAAAUGAACUAAAUUUAUAAAUUUUAGGAUUCAAAUAAGAAAAACUAGAAUUGAAUGAAUUAACAAUUAUAUUAUAAAAUCAAUUGGCUUCAAAAGAUUAAAUUAUUAAUGAAUUAUAAUCUAAACUAAGUAAUUUCAUAUAUUUUAACUAGAUAAUUUAUCAUAAACUGAUACACUUAGAAAACAAUCACAAUUUGUACGUUCUUUGCAAACAAAUUCUAUGGUAGAUUUAAAAAUUAUUAAAGAAUCCCUUAAAUAAAGAUAAGAAGGAAUCAAGUAAUUAAUUUUAUAUUAAUAUUAGAAAGUCAUUGAAAUCCUAAAAUUCUCCUCAAAGUAGAUCGCAUAAUCCAUCCCCAACUUUAAAAUUUUUAAAUUCCCCAAAGUAAUUAUAAACUUUUAUUAAGAAAUUCACAUAAUGGUUCUAAUGUUUAGAAAAAAUAAUUAUAAUAGGAUACUAAACAGCAAUUUUAUAAUAAAACAUCUGAAUUUAGGUAAUUAAUUAUUUAAUAUUAAUAGUUUAGACAAUAGCUCUUCACAUAAUGCCAUUAAUCACAAUAAUAAUAGUGCUCAUCAAAAUAGUGAUAUUAUCUAAAAACUUGUUGAACAAUUUAAGGGAAACUCUGCUUUAGCUUAAAGAAUUUCAAGUUAUUCGAAAAAAAAUUGA
Molecule: messenger RNA, 1927 nt
Organism: Paramecium sonneborni
Lineage: Eukaryota; Ciliophora; Oligohymenophorea; Peniculida; Parameciidae
Source: the annotation of a GenBank genome assembly